Spirodela intermedia is the source of this 1246-nucleotide messenger RNA. The record is from the annotation of a GenBank genome assembly. NCBI's taxonomy places the organism in Eukaryota, Viridiplantae, Streptophyta, Magnoliopsida, Alismatales, Araceae.
AUGGGGGAGGUAUCUCUUCUCUCUCUCUCUCUCUCUCUCUCUCUCGCUCUCUCGCUGGUUCUACUUUUUUCGCCGGGGUGCUCCUCUCUGAUCUGGUUUCUCUUGCAGGACCAAGGGAGAAACAAGUUGAGAGGAGAGGCGGACAAGAAGAAUGGGAAGAAGAAACAGGAAGGAGACGAGGCCAAACACGAUGCUGGAGUUGGGAGGUUAAAGAAAGAGGAGAAAAAGGGAGAUGAGGGGAAAACGGCGGGGGGUGGCGGCAGCGUUGAAGGUGGAGGGGACAAGGAAACACCAACCCCGCCGCCAGAGGAGAUCAUCAUGCGGGUCAACAUGCACUGCGCGGGCUGCGCCAAGAAGAUCAAGCGCUCUCUGAUGGGCAUCGAAGGUUUAAGCACGGUUGCAUGAAAAUAUCAGAUUUUUAUUUGGUGAAAAGAUGGGUUAUCACUGAUGAUUAACAGGGGUGGAGGAGGUGAAGACUGAUUGCGGGAACCACUUGGUUGUCGUCAAAGGGAAGGUGGCGGCGGGAGACCCCCUCGGGCUGGUCAACAGGUUGCAGAGGAAGAACGGUAGGAAAGUGGAGCUUCUCACCCCCGUCCUCCCAAAGCCCGUCGAGAAGAAAGAUGAGAACCCCAAGCCGGUACUGAAGAAGGAAGAGGUCAGUCGUCUGAUCUCACCGAAGAGUUAUCCUCUGCCUCUGCCUCUCCUCCCCCCCCCAAACCUCUCUCUCUCUCCCCUCCCCCCCCCAAACCUCUCUCUCCCCUCCCCCCCCAAACCUCUCUCUCUCUCCCCUCCCCAACGUUUUCUCAUGGCGGCAGCGGUUUUGGCGGCGCAGCAGCAGGUGACAAUGGCCGUGCUGAAAGUGCACAUGCACUGUGAGGCCUGCGGGCAAGAGAUUAAGAAGAGAAUCCUCAAGAUAAAGGGAGUGGAGUCGGCGGAGCCGGAUAUCAAGACCUCCCAAGUGACAGUAAAGGGCGUCUUAGACCCGGUGACGCUCCUGGAGCACGUACACAGGCGCAUCGGCCGCAACGCGGCAGUCGUGGAGGUCAAGCCGUUGGAGAAGGUGGCCGUCGACAAGGCCGGCGGCGGUGUCGCGACGAAGGAGAACGACGAGGGGGCAGCCGACGGCGCCCAAAGUGAAGUCAACGGUAACCCGUGGACUUGGAGCUAUCCAAGAUACCCGAUGGAGUUCUCAUAUCCUUCCCAGAUCUUCAGCGACGAGAAUCCGAACGCUUGCUCGAUUAUGUGA